Messenger RNA from Rotaria sordida, 1137 nucleotides. Lineage: Eukaryota; Metazoa; Rotifera; Eurotatoria; Philodinida; Philodinidae. The record is from the annotation of a GenBank genome assembly.
AUGGAUACAGAUCCAAAACAAUCAUCUUGUAAUUCUUCAAUACCUACUGUAAUGUUGCCUGUUGAUUCCCUUCUCCUCAUCUUUAUCCGUUAUCUUCAAUUAAUGAAAUUUAUUCCAUGGUCAUCACCAAUAUCUAUUUGUGAUCAGUCGAUUGAAAUAUCUGAACACAAUGAAAUAGAUGGUUCAUCCCAAAUUAUUUCGAAAAGAAAAAAGUUUAAAAACAAACAGCAAAAACUAUCUAUUGAACCUGGUUUAUGUGGUUUAACUAAUAUUGGUAAUACAUGCUUUAUGAAUAGUGCUAUCCAAUGUUUAAGUAAUAUACCUCAAUUAACCAAAUGGGCUAAAAAACAACAGUUAUCAAAUCAUGAACAGACUGUCACUCAAGCCUAUACUUCAUUGAUUAAAUCAAUAUGGUCAGGUAAAAACUCAUAUAUCUCUCCUCAUGAUAUCAAGAAACGUGUUAGUCAACAUGCUCCAAUCUUUUGUGAUUAUGCUCAAAAAGAUUCACAUGAAUUCAUGAAUUCUCUUCUUAAUGCACUUCACUCUGAAUUCAUAGAAAAUGAUUCUUCAAAAGAACAAUCUUCUAUUGUUACCAAUCUUUUUUGUAUUCAAACACAAUCUAGAGUAACAUGUUUACAUUGUGGUAUGUGUGAUUCACUUGAAGAGAUAACUUAUUGUCUUCCAUUACCGCUCGAAAAUGAAUCAACAGUAACUCUUCAAAGAUUGUUAAAUGAUUUUUUAAAAGAAGAAUUACUCGAUGGACCAUAUUAUUGUUCAAAUUGUCAGGAUCUUCGAUCAGCUAAACAAAAAACAAAUCUAUGUCAACCAUUACCACCAGUAAUUAUUGUUCAACUUAAACGAUUUACUUUUGACGAGACAAAUGAUAAAUUAAAUACAUUUGUUGAAUAUCCAAUUGUCGAUUGGAAUGUCGAUGAUAGUAAUAAUUCAUUGUAUGAUCUUGUCGCUGUUUCUAUGCAUGUUGGUAAUUUACAAGGAGGACAUUAUACAACAUAUGCUCGUUUAAAUGGUUUAGAUCAAUGGUAUCAUUUUAAUGAUUUGAAUAAUGAACCUGUUCAUAAUACGCAUUGUCUUGUAAAUCGAAAUGCUUAUGUAUUGGUGUAUUUGAAAAAAAAUUAA